Molecule: messenger RNA, 828 nt
Organism: Emiliania huxleyi CCMP1516
Lineage: Eukaryota; Haptophyta; Isochrysidales; Noelaerhabdaceae
Exons: 2
Coding region: 1-828 (275 amino acids)
Source: RefSeq, a predicted model, not a curated record
AUGGUAGCGCCCAACGAUCUGCUCGGGCACUGGCUCGCGCACUACGCGGCGCUGGGCAUCGACUUUCGGCAGCGGUCGCGCGUGAUCCUGCACACGGGCGGAGUGGGCGCCGAGCAGGCCCGAGCCGCGAGGCAGCUCCUCAGUGAGUACGGCGUGCCGGCAGACCUCGCCGUGAACUGGUCGUCUGCGCUGAAGAUGCGGGCGGCCGAGGCGUAUCUGCGCUCGCUCCCUCCGUCCGGCUACCUGGUGUGGGCCGACUCGGACGAGUUCAUGCGCUACCCGUGCGCUCUCGCCGAGGCCAGCCGCAGCGACAAGGUCGCGGUGUUAAGCUCGAUGGUCGAGCGCGUCUCGCUGCCGUGGCGGCUGCGCCCGCCCACGCCCGGACAGCGGCUGAAUGCGAGCUACCCGCGGCGCUGCCUCGUAACCGCGUGCCUCAUCUCGGAGGCGGGCGUGGGCGUUGCGACCAAGAAGCCCGCGCUGAUACCGGCCACGAGCCAGACGCGACUGGCGAGAGCGCCUUCCCCUCACUCUGUGACGGACCGGCUGGGAAGGCGGAUGCGCCCCACAAGCUCACACCACCUCGCGUGCGUCGACGACGCGACGGGAGAGCUGAAGCACUGCAAGAUGGACCUAAAGCUGAAGGCGGUCUUUGACCACUUCCGCUUCACCGGCAGCACGAUGCGGCUCCUCUCGGAGAAGACGCGCCAAAAGUUCCACGCCGUUCGCAAGUACGAGGCCGAGGCCCUGAUGUUUGCUCGCGACCGCUCCGGCGGGUGGUCGUUCUCCAACGAGAGCAUUCGCGCUCUGAGCAGGGUCUGCUGGACGUAA